UGGCGGAGGUUAGUCCAGGAAGAAAUUUUUUUAAAAUUUGAAGAAAUUGAUAUAUUGAUAGAGUAUCAGAAUGGCACAUCAACUUCAUUUAGAGAAGGAAAAAUACAGACAGUGGGUAAAGGCUGGUUUAGGACUUGGAUAUUUAAAGGAGGGACUGGUACCAUUCUGUAAUGACAUAGCUGACCAACAACAUAACGAUAUCUUACAAAACAUUCGGUCUACAAAAUCACUACUAUCAACUGUGACAUGUGGGGGCUGUCGAGUUGAAACUCUCAAGCCAGACCAUAAGCCAGUUCCUGCGAAUGCUGGAAACAAAGUUUGUCCUCUUGGGCAAGUAAAAUGCAGCUGUUGCUGUAAGGGCAAAAUUGCUUGUCCGAACAACAUAUGUGGCGCCAUCUAUGAUUUUAUUGUGCAGCAUCAUGCCUCCACGCCACCUGCACCUAACUGGAAAAACAGCGAUGCUCUACAGUGGGUGACAGAUCCUUGGAGCAUUUGUAAGUGUUUUAUAAAUGCUCCCGGGUACGAGCAGAAACAAUCUGCUGGUGAAACUGAUUGUACUGGGUUAUUACAUCUAAUGAUAAAUAACCAGUAUUUUCAUAGCCACAUUGGAUGUGAUGUCACAGUAACAAACAAUCUUUUUACAAAGGUUCGUCACUAUAGAAAUGCUAUCUUUCACUCAAGCAGCAUGGAAUUAGAAGAAAGUGAGGCAAAUACUUACUUAGACGAUAUGAUAGCAGUUUUACAAGAUGGUAAAGAGCUAUUACACCGAUCAGAUGCCCAGAUAGCAGUGAUGAAACUUCAAGAUCUGAAGAACAAAGAUUUUAUUAUUACGACUGAAAGUUUUGAAGAGAUUCUUAGGCAAAUCAAAGAAGAAAUGGCAAAAGUUUUGAAAUCAACAGAAAGUGCUGCAACUAAAGAAGAAUAUGAUGAUCUGAAGAAGAAGCUAAUAGAUCUUGAAGCUAAAAUGUCUGAUGAAAAGAAGGGGAAACUGGAAAAUGAAAAAGAACUUGCAGAACUAAAGAAAACUAGUUCUGCCCUGAAGAAGAAGCUAUUAGAACUUGAAGCCAAGAUGUCCAGAGAAAAUGACGAAAAACUUGAGAAUGCAGAAUUGAAAAAGAAACUUGGCGUCUUGGAGACUCUUGUUUCAGAACAGAAAAAGGAGAUAGCAAAAAUAAAGUCGGAAACUUCUUCAGGUCAAAGUCAAAAUUAUGAGCAAACCAAGUUAGAAUGGCAGAAAGAGAUGAUAGCAUCAUACUGUAAGAAUUUGCUAAAAGUACCAGCAAUGCCUUUACUACCACGAGGUCAGAAAUGUAACUUCAGUGAGAUUUAUGUUAGGCCCACUAUAACAAGAGAAAUAAAAGGAGAGAAAGGGGAGACAAAGGAGAUUGAGGUCAAGUCAAUGUCAGAAAUCUUCAUAAAGAAUGGUGUGCCUUUGAAACAUAUAUAUGUUCUUGGAGAUGCAGGGUCUGGUAAGAGUAGUUUCUGUAAAUAUUUGGUCAACUGUUGGUGUAUUGCACACAGUGAUGCACAAAAUGUAGAUGAUAAGUUUGAAGGAGUCAAGGAAAUGAAGAAAUUUGAUAUCAUGUUUUAUAUCUCCCUAAGACAUAAUCAAGACAUAGACAGUGUCCAGGAUAUGAUUAAAAAUCAGUAUGAUAUUGACAUUUCAAGCCCAGUUCUCAAAAAGGACUCUGCAAAGAUUAUAAUAUUGCUUGAUGGCUUAGAUGAAUGGUCUUCUGAAAGGAAAUCCUACAAUCAGUUCCAGACAAUGGGUCUCCCGAAACAGGAUGUUAAUAAAGACUAUGCAAUCAUAACUACAUCACGGCCAUGGAAAAUUCACACCUUAGGAAUAAGUGAGACAGAAAUUGAACAAUUACUGAAUCUGAAAGGGUUUGAUUUGAGAUGUGAAAGGGAAAUGGUAGAUAGAACAGUCUCUCAAUUAAAUUCCAGCAGGCAUGCUAGAAAAAUUGCCUGGUUUUGUGAACGAAAGCUAAGAGAAAAGUCUCUGGAAAGUUUAAAACAGGUACCAAUUAUGUUGCAGCAACUGAUUUGUCUAUGGUUUGAUGGUAAACUCGAUAAAAUCUCAAAAUGUGCCAUCUACACCGGUAUGUUAGAACUUUUCUUUACCUGGAAUGACAUGAAAACUACAGGAACAUGUACUCGAGUUAUGGAGGGUGCUCAGAAAGUAGAUCUUCCUAAAACCUUAGCUGAUAAAAACAUAUUAAAAUUAAACAGCCAUCUCAUUUAUCAUGUGUCAAAGUUGGCUUAUGAGACACUGUUUAAUUGUCCAAAGGAUAAAUCUUUGACAUUUGACAUUUCUAUGUUUGAUGAACUAGAAAUAUCAGAUGAAGUAAGAGAAAAUUGCUUGAAACUUGGAAUAAUUACAGAAGAUGAAUGUCCAAGUUUAUCUGUAUCAGAACCACCAAGCUCAUUGUUCUCUUUUAUUCACAAAUCAAUGCAAGAAUUUCUGGCUGCAGUGAAUAUUGGUAUCAAUUUCAAUGCAAAAAUUGGUUUGUCAGAUAGUACAGGAAAUGUUGAAUUAGCCAAAAAGUUUAUUGAUGAGGUUUUUCAGAAAAGUUUAACAGUAAAUGACAUAUUAGAGCAGUCAAAUGUCAUCAUUAUGCUAUGUGGUCUAGAAUCUAGAUUAGCAACACAUGUUUCAAAAUACAUAUAUGAUACUGUGUCAGAAGACUCUCGUGUUCAGGAAUACAGGACAACAAUAAAAUGUAACAUUUAUAGGGAUCAUGUGCACCAUCGUUUUAUUACUGAUAUUCAAAAGCUUAUGUUUGAGUUAAUGGAAGAAUUCAAUGCAACAUGUAGUAUAGGAAGUAAUCCUGUGUUUUAUAUAGGAGAUUUGGUCAUUGGUAGACAGGAUCAGUAUUGUGAUAUUGUUUGUUCAGGUAUUGAUCAAAUUGUUCCUGACUCUGUUCUGUCUAUUAAUGUAGAUGACAUCAACACAAACAAUGUUAAAUUUACCAAAUAUUUACCAAUGUUUCAUCAUCUUGAAAAAAUUGAAAUAACAUAUGACCGUAUAUCACAAAGGUUUUCAAGUAAACAAAGUGAUAGUACACAGAAUAAUGAGUUGAUUGAUGAGAUUAGCAAUUGUGUUUCUGAGACAAUUAAAGUAAAUACUUCAACAUUAAAAUCUCUGUCUCUUGAUGUCUCUUACACUGACAAGUAUUACCCAGUGUGUAAAACAGUUGUUAGUUACCUACCUAGUAUGAUCAAUCUUGUAGCAAUAAGUAUGAGUUAUAUAACAAUGAGUCAUGAUGAUACUACUACAUUUUGUAAUUUUCUUGAGAGAACCAGUCAUCUUGAACAAAUACAUCUUUAUAGUGUUGAAUGUGAGUGUAGGAAGCAGCAUGAUGUAAAUUUAUCAAAACAUCAACAACUUCAGUACCUUCAUUUGUAUAAUGCUGUUAGUGUGAUAGAUGCUGAUACUACAAACCUUGAAAUAUUUAAAUUUGAUGAAUUGAAAGAUAGUAAUUAUGAGAAAAUAUUUGAUAUUAUUAGAAAAUCUAACAAAUUAAAAGAACUUGAAUUGGAUGGAGAUUACAGCAAUGAAUCUCAAUUAUAUCAUACCAACAUGACAAAGAGACUAGUCACAGUAUUACCAUUGUUACACAAUCUCAGUAAGUUUAAGUUAUGGCGGUGUAGGUUAACUGACAAUAUAAUACAGUCACCUUUAGAGAUGAAGAGUUUAAAGAACAUUAAGCUUUAUAAUGUAAUAAUGAGUUUGACAACAUGGCAAAAGUUUGUUGAUAGUCUUCCUCAUAUUCCUCAUACUGUUGAAGUGAGUGUAGUGGAAUGUUAUAUAACAGGAGAUGGUGAGGAGGAUAAUGAUGAUAUGUUUAAAUUGACACCACAAGGACUUGGAGGAGAGAAGGGAAAUGAUGCUAAACAGUAUGUAAAAUACCAGGAUCAGUUAUUUCUUGUUAAACAUGAUGAUUAUAGGUUUGAAUUUUCAACAAAAAGGGGAUAAAAGUAUCAAUUUAGAAUACAUGAAGUGUUUAAACUAAAUUAUUAAAAGAGAUGAUAAUUUGGUUUUUCAUUUUCGACAAAAGAAAAUUAUCUGAUUUUUUAACAUAGUGAGAUAGAAUACAUGCAGUUAACAUAGUGCUUGAUCUAUAUUAUUUCAUGAUAAAAGACAUAAUUAUUAAAAUAAACAUUAUCAGCAAAAACAAUUGAUAAAAGUAAUAUUCAAAUGUGUAUUCAAAUAAGUAAAUGAAAGAGAUGAAGUGAAAUAUAAAGAAAAUAUAGGUAACUGUUUUUUAAAGAUCAGGGAUAGUUUGUGAAAAGUACAAUUUGAAAAAGUAGUAGGUUCUUUGAAUUAUAAAUACAUAAAUGGAUGAAUAGAUUAGCAAGUAAAUAAAUUAAUGAAUAAGUAAAUAUAAUAAGUAAUUUGAAUGGAAAUAUCAUGGAACAGAAAUUUAAUGUACAAGGUAGAAAAAGGAAAAAAAUAAAUAUAACAUUCAAAUACCAGUUAUAUUAUAUAAUAUAUGAAGGGAAUGGUAUAUGUAAUUACCAGUUAUAUGAGAAAUAUUUCAAGAGAAUGGUAUAUAUCAAUACCAGUUAUAUGAUAUAAUAUAAGACAAGGGAAUGGUAUGAUUUAUAUGAAUACCAAUAAUAUGACAUUUAGGACAAGGGAAUGGUAUAUAUAAAUACCAGUUAUAUGAUAUAUAGGACAAGUGUUUGGUAUAUAAAAAUACCAUAUAUGUAUAUUAUACGAGGUAUGUUCAAAAAGUUCGUGGAUUUUUGCUGUCAUUUUUUACUUGGUUCAUAAAAACACCCUUAGUGGAUAUGAAUCGAAAGAGUGUCUUUAUUUCUAAAAGUAAGAUUUACUUUUAUUGUAAACUUUUGUUUCUUUUACGAGUUAAUUGCACUUUAAUAACCAUGGCAAGGCAACAUCGGCGCACGCCGAAAUUUUCAUAUAAUGUUUAACCCAUUGCUUCAUGAGCAUUUUGUGAAAAAUGGCUGUUUUCAUUGAAAAGUCUCCCGUUACAAGUUCAAAUUCAAAUUGCUAUAAUACUAUAAAAACUGCUUCAACACUAAUCAAACUUGGCACAAAUGUUGAUUGGACCAUUGCCCUUGCAACAACAUGCUCAGGCUAAAAUUUUCUGUUACCAUGGCAACGAGGGGACAUCUCAAAAUUGCCAAAAAUCACUAUUUUGCGUUGAUUUUUUCCAUCAAAAUUGAUUUCAAAGUGCUGCAACUUCUCAAUGGAUUGAGAUAGAGUCAAAUGCUUUUCAGCGUUGGUUACACGUUACCUUAUGAUCAAUCUGGGGUCAUUUACAGCCUCUCACAAGUCCAAAAUUUUCUUGGCGAUGAGGGGGACUCCGCCCCCCUUCAAACCCCCCCCAAACAGAAGGGGGCACAUCCCCCUUCUGGCAACCCCCUGAUGUAUCUUUUGGUUGGGGGGCCGCGCCGAAAAAGAGGUCACUUUUUUUAACAACAUUUCUCAAACAAAAACAAGUGUUUGGGGCCUAAAUAAGGCAUUUUUUCAUCAUUUGAGACAACAAAAAGGGGGGGGGGUGAAAAAGGCGUUAAAAGGCGUGUAUAUGAAGUAAUGGGUUAAAUAUAAACAAAUGUUGAAACAAAUUGAAUGAUUGUUUUAUGAAGUAAAUUACAAGUAAUCAUCUUAUAGUAUGUAAAUGACAUAAUUCUGAAAUUUGACGUCGAUUGGACGUUGUAUAGCUGAACAAACAGGUUUUGAGCAGUAGUAGACAGACGGGUAUGUUGGGGAGUAUAAAGCCCGUUUAAAAACUAGAAAUUUGCUCUUUCGGAAAUUUUAACCAAUAAAUGUGGGAUACUCCUUCAUAGUUUUAUUAGGUGAUUAAAUUAACUAAUAACAAUAGGUUGGCGAGCAAGUCUCUUAGUUUCGGGUCGAGCAAAGGAUUUAAAUACGGCAAAUACAUGCUCACAGACAGAAAGGGCGACGGAGAAUUUUUAGCGGGAAAUUGUUGGGACGUUUGUAACGUCAAUUGCAAAAGAUCUACAGAAGUCCAGACAGUAUGAAAGGUUUGCGAGAUGUCCGACAUAUUAAAUUUCUGCAUCGGAUCUUUGCAUUCAAUUCUGACAAAACAAUUUAAUUUAAUUAAAAUAACAUGUUAUUUCAUUCACCAGGAUAUAUGCGUAUUAACAAUAAAUAAUUGUAGUUAUUUUUUGUUUUACGUGUAUUUACUCUGGUCCGUUUGAUAAUUAAUGCUAACCGGUAUUCAGUAGAUUUACCGCAUAAAAUAAUUGUCAGUUGAUAAAAUGUUUUUCUUUAUCAUUGAUAAUCAUAUCGUUUAAAGAUAGGACGAGGGCGGUUUCAAAUUGAUACUAUAAAUCAACAAUUGAAUUUAACUUAAUAACACUGUCCGUUAAGUGUCGAAAUAACUCAAAAAUCCCGAUAAAGAGCGAAAAGUAUGCGGCACUCGGACCUUUAUACUGAGAAUGGAGCGAAAAGAUGAACCACUUUAUAUCUAGGGUCAUCAUCACGCACAGAAAAAUGGUUUUGGUAUAUGAUCCGCAGAUACUGAACACUAAAAAGAAACAAUGUCGCUGGUAAAAUGUUUCAUUUAUAUUGCGACGUCACAAACGUCAUUUUGUUUCGUCAUCAGCGUGCGCCGGAUUGUGCACCCCUUGUGAUUUGUAACUAUCACAGAAUUGUUAUUUGUAAACAAAUUGUAUUGAUUUUUUCACUGUUAAAUAAGGACAUAUUUUCGUAUAUGUCUCUUGUAAAAUCAUGUACACAAAUUAAAAGAUGUGAACAGUAGAGCCGCAGUCCACGAACUUUUUGAACAGCCCUCGUAUGUUAAAUAUGCAAAGGAAAUGGUAUAUAUCAAUACCAGUUAUAAGAUGUAAAGGAAAAUGGAAUGGUAUAAAUGAAUACCAGUUAUAUGUUAUAUAAAGCAAAGGAAUGUUAUAUGUAAAUUCCUGUUAUACAAUAUUUAGACAAUGGAAUUAUUUAUAUCAACACCAGUUAUAUGAUAUAUAGGACAAUGGAAUGGUAUAUAUAAAUACCUGUUAGAUGAUAUAUAGGACAAGUAAAUUGUUUCAUUGAGAUGAGGACCAUUUACAUGUUAUAUUUUAGAGAUUCCUUCUUUGAUUGUUUUAUAUUGUAAAGAUUGUAAAAAUUUACAAAUUGUAAUUAUGGAAAACCAUAAAUGUGUACAAGUUAAUACUGUUAGUCAGUAUUAUUCAAACAGUAUCGUUAAAGGGUCUCCACUGAGGAUAAUAUUUUCUUAAUUUCUUGACAUGAUAGGACGGGAGUUAUGUUGUUGAGGUUUCAUACUAUUUGAAGAAGAUAUAUUAUUUUUCAUGUAUAAAAUUUGUAUGCAAAAUUUCAGAUUAUUUGCUCACUUUGUUUUUCCAAAAUACUAGUAAUCAUUUUAGCUCGACUAUUCAAUGAAUAGCUAAUGCUAUAAUAGUACUUACCGCAUUGGCGUCAAACUUAGGUUACUUUUAUGUGUGCAAGUUGGUAUCUAAAAAACUACUGAAUGAAAAUUUCAAUUGACAUUCUUGUUCUUUAACAUGACUAACACAAAUCCCAUACCUCUGAUAUUUUUUUCCUCAUA
This is a messenger RNA of Ruditapes philippinarum (Manila clam), 7556 nucleotides long. RefSeq lists its product as uncharacterized. The coding region runs from base 71 to 3979 and encodes 1302 amino acids. The transcript has 6 exons. NCBI's taxonomy places the organism in Eukaryota, Metazoa, Mollusca, Bivalvia, Venerida, Veneridae. The record is from RefSeq and is a predicted model, not a curated record.